Messenger RNA from Lachnellula hyalina, 576 nucleotides. RefSeq lists its product as uncharacterized. The record is from RefSeq and is a predicted model, not a curated record. NCBI's taxonomy places the organism in Eukaryota, Fungi, Ascomycota, Leotiomycetes, Helotiales, Lachnaceae. The transcript is spliced from 3 exons. The coding region runs from base 1 to 576 and encodes 191 amino acids.
AUGUCAUCCGGACGUCAUGGUCAGGGUCAUGGGAAACGCUCGCACCAUAGCUCCAGCAGCAGAGGAUCUCGUCGAGGAACGCAACAGAGUACUUCCCAGCUCAUCGAAUCUCUAAACACGCACCGCAUCAAUACGCUGACCGAACUCCGCCGCAUUGAGCGCGUUGCUGCUGAGUGUACCGAAGAAGAAGACCAGCAAGCAUUCCAAGGCCCAAUGACUUCCGCCUGGACCUACUACGUGACCUCACACCAAAUGCUGAACGAGCUUCGCAACUUGACCAGAAACUACCCAUUCAGCAGAGAUGCCCUGGAUGAUGCAAAGUGGAGGGUUAGCAAUGAUCCUGAGAGCAACCGCAGCUGGAACUAUGCAUGGCUAGUACUCAUCAAACUCAAGGACGAUCAAAUGAUCGAUUCCUACGCCACCUUAGAAUCGGCAAAACCGGAAAUGUGGGGUGGCCGCAUUCCAGAAGCCGAGGAGGCCCAGCAGCUAGCCGACUGCUUGGCUUGGGAGUGGCACGAGGCGCUCGAACAGAUGCUGCGGCAUUGGGAGAAUCCUCCUACAACUACCGGAUUUUGA